AGGAGGUCAGGGCCUGGCGGCGUGGCCUCGGCCGACGACACGGAGGGACCGCGCUCAGUGUCGCUGAGGCCCUGCUGUGAGCUCACUUCGGGACUGCUGAUUCCGGGGUCUCUUUGGGGGACCGGCCGGCCAGGCGGAGGCGAGUGAGGGGACCAAGGGACUUCCGUUUCCUUCGAGAUUGGGCCCGGCGCACAGCGGAGUUGGUAUUUCCAAGUUGGGGCCCGGGUCGCCCCUCCUUCGGGACCCUGCCCCCGGGACCGAGCUGAUCGCCACUGGCUGCUGAGGCCGGCUCUCCAGGCUUGAAAAAGUGGACAAAUCCUGUUUUCAAGAGAAGAUGACUUGUAACAGUUUUGAAGCAUCUAAAGCUUGUGUGACUGCAGACAUCAGUAAGGAUGGAGAAUUUGUAGAAGAGUUAAAUAGAUUAAAAACUUUUGCUAAUUUUCCAAGUAGUAGCCCUGUUUCAGCAUCAACACUGGCCCGAGCAGGUUUUCUGUAUACCGGUGAAGGAGAUACCGUGCGCUGCUUUAGUUGUCAUGCAGCAGUGGAUAGAUGGCAAUAUGGAGAUUCAGCAGUUGGAAGACACAGGAAAGUAUCCCCAAAUUGUAGAUUUAUCAACGGAUUUUAUUUUGAAAAUAGUGCUGCACAGCCUACAAAUGUUGGUGUCCAAAAUGGUCAGUGCAAAGCUGAAAACUAUCUGGGAAGCAGAAAUCAUUUUCCUGUAGAUAGACCACCUGAGACUCGUGCAGACUAUCUUUUACGAACUGGACAGGUUGUAGAUAUAUCAGACACUGUAUACCCAAGGAAUCCUGCCAUGUGUAGUGAAGAAGCUAGAUUAAAAUCAUUCCAGAACUGGCCAGACUAUGCCCACCUGACUCCCAGGGAGUUAGCUAGUGCUGGACUCUACUAUACGGGUAUUGACGAUCAAGUGCAGUGCUUCUGUUGUGGUGGAAAACUGAAAAAUUGGGAACCUUGUGACCGUGCCUGGUCUGAACACAGACGACACUUUCCGAACUGCUUCUUUGUUUUGGGCCGGAAUAUUAAUGUUCGAAGUGAAUCUGAUGUGAGUUCUGAUAGGAAUUUCCCAAAUUCAACAAUUCUUCCAAGAAAUCCAGCCAUGGCAGAGUAUGAAGCCCGGAUCAUUACUUUUGGGACGUGGACAUACUCAGUUAACAAGGAGCAGCUCGCGAGAGCUGGAUUUUAUGCUUUAGGUGAAGGUGAUAAAGUAAAGUGCUUUCACUGUGGAGGAGGACUAACUGAUUGGAAGCCCAGUGAAGACCCCUGGGAACAACAUGCCAAGUGGUAUCCUGGGUGUAAAUAUCUGUUGGAAGAGAAGGGACAAGAAUAUAUAAACAAUAUUCAUUUAACCUGUUCACUUGAGGAGUCUCUGGUAAGAACUGCUGAAAAAACACCUACAUUGACUCAGAAAAUUGAUGAUACCAUCUUCCAGAAUCCUAUGGUACAAGAAGCUAUACGAAUGGGAUUUAGUUUCAGGGAUGUUAAGAAAAUAAUGGAAGAAAAAAUUCAGACAUCUGGGAGCAACUAUGUAUCACUUGAGGUUCUAGUUGCAGAUCUAGUGAGUGCUCAGAAAGAUACUACACAAGAUCAAUCAAGUCAGACUUCUCUGCAGAAGGAGAUUAGUACUGAGGAGCAACUAAGGCGCCUACAAGAAGAGAAGCUUUGCAAAAUCUGUAUGGAUAGAAAUAUUGCCGUGGUUUUUAUUCCUUGUGGACAUCUGGUCACUUGUAAAGAGUGUGCUGAAGCAGUUGACAAAUGUCCCAUGUGCUACACAAUCAUUACUUUCAAGCAAAAAAUUUUUAUGUCUUAAUCUCAGUCUAUAAUAAGCAUGUUAUGUUCUCCUCUUUAAAAAAAAAUGUUCUCUUUAUUAUCCUGACUGAAUGUGUGAUGUGAAGGAACUGUAAGCAAUCAGCAUUGAAUUCCAUCAGCAUUUGCUGCCAACUAGAAAAAAAUAUAAACAGCAGUGUUGUAGUUGGCGAUCUAAGCCUUGAAUUUCUAGAUUUUUCAAGUUAUUAACUGCUAUCAUUUACCCAAUUUUUUCAUUGUUAUUCGAUUGAAACUAGACUAAAAAGGAUCAUACUAUAACUGCUCGUACUGUGUAUUUGUAGUACGCUGACUUAGCUUCUAAAAUGUAAGUGAAUUAAUCAUCUGAAUGUUUUAUUCUUUUCAGAUAGGCUUAACAAAUGGAGCAUUCUGUAUGAACGUGGAGAUUAUAGUUAAUCUCUUCAGUCACGUUUGUUUUGUGUGAAAAAGGAAUGAAAUGUUCCACGCUGGUGGAAAGAUAGAAAAUAUU
Molecule: messenger RNA, 2308 nt
Organism: Octodon degus (degu)
Lineage: Eukaryota; Metazoa; Chordata; Mammalia; Rodentia; Octodontidae
Gene: Xiap
Product: X-linked inhibitor of apoptosis
Exons: 7
Coding region: 335-1825 (496 amino acids)
Biological process (GO): regulation of cell cycle
Cellular component (GO): spindle microtubule; cytoplasm; nucleus
Source: RefSeq, a predicted model, not a curated record